This is a messenger RNA of Thecamonas trahens ATCC 50062, 697 nucleotides long. Its product is annotated as DNA replication complex GINS protein PSF1. The transcript has 2 exons. Gene Ontology annotation, biological process: DNA replication; DNA strand elongation involved in mitotic DNA replication. Bases 76 to 660 code for a protein of 194 amino acids. Gene Ontology annotation, cellular component: GINS complex. NCBI's taxonomy places the organism in Eukaryota, Apusomonadida, Apusomonadidae. The record is from RefSeq and is a predicted model, not a curated record.
GCAGCAGUCAGGCGGGGCAGAGGCCGAGGCAGCAGCCAGGAAACACAAACCAGUUAAUAGCCGGGGGUAUUCACGAUGGCGAUGUAUGGGGCGGAUGCGCUGGAGGUGCUGAAGGAGCUGUCGACGGCAACACGGCUGCCGGUGUACAGGGCUAAGAGCGUGAGCAAGGCGGUGGACGAGGUCAUUCACCUGCAUGCCGAGGUUUUGGCCAUUUUACGCGAGCGUCCCGAGGCAGCACGGAACGACGCGUCGGUGACGGCCUCGGUCAUCUUUCACCACGCGGCGCUGCUGCGCAACAAGCGGAUCAUGCUCGCAUACCACUACCAUCGCAUGCAGUACUUGCAGAACCUGCGCUGGGAAGUGGGCGCCAUCCUGCCGCCCGACGUUCGCGAGGCGACGUCGGCGCUCGAGACCGGCUUCUUCUCGGCCUACGACCGCCUGCUCGGCGACUACAUGACCGAGGUCGACCUCAACCUGACCGAGGACCUCACCCCACCCAAGGAUCUGUUCAUCGAGGUCCGGGUGGUGCAGGACGCCGGAACCAUCAUUACCGAGGCUGGUGACGAGCUCACCUUGACUCGCAACUCUACACACUACCUCCGGCGCUCGGACGUCGAGCAUCUCAUCCGCCAGGGCGUCGUCGAGCACAUUGUCCACUGACUCGUCGUCGCUGGCUGCGUAAACGGAGCCUUUCACA